CGGAACAAAUGGUUAACACAUCUAAAGAAAUGGUUAGAUUCAAAGACGAGCAUAUUUAUGAGAGAUGGUGGACGACAGAAAAUCUUACAUGUCAGGAGGUAGAGAAAGUAUUAGAUCUGAUGAGAGAUAAAAUGGGGAAUGACCUGAACUUGCUUAUGAUUGAUGCAACAAGACAUUUAAAUAAAGCUAAACGUGUUGGAGACAGGAAAAUACAGAGGUGCAGCGAAGAUAUUACAGUCCAAAUUAAGGAAGCUGUUGAUGAUGGGGUUUACAGUUUCUUAAGAUGCACUGCAACGUCUUCAAUAGUACAAAAUGACAUCACAACAGAUAUGCAAAAGAAAAGAUUUAAAUACCAGAGUGCUAUUAACCAUACGCUAAAUAGCAUAGAUGGCUGUUUAGUGUAUAGCAAUAAAAAUGCAGAAACACAUAGAGAUCAGUGCAUCGAAAAAUUAAUCAACGGAACUCAAAUAGAAACUAAAGAAGCCUGUAAAACAUUCACGGAAAGCAAAUGUAUGGCCCAUUUCACUGAUGAUAUUCUGAGCUGUACUCACAAAGUAUUUAAUGAAAUAGCAGAUAAAAGAGAAAAACUUUUUAAUGAAAUACGAUCUUGCGUUGGAUAUCAUCAAGUUUAUCAAAAGCAGGACAACUACGGUCUGCUAUCCAAGGAUGCGUUGUCAUCUUUCGCACACUUUUACAAGGCUCUCAACUUUGCGUACGAUAAAAAGCUAACCGAAGCUCUGGCAUAUUAUAGUUCACAAAUUGCACGAGAGAACUAUAACUUGGCAAUCAACAAUGAAGAUAACUAUACAAGCCUACUUUACCCCUACUUUAUUGCCUUAAAUAAGACCUGGGAAGAAAACAGAUCUAAGAAAGAGAGAGCUUGUAAUUUGGAAGCUAAUAAAUCAUUGAAAACGUAUAUUGCUGAAGCUGGAAAGGACAACCAGGAGUGCUGUGAAUACUACAAGAAUCAGUAUAUUCAAGAUUUUGAUACAUUUAAAAACACAAUCAAAACAUUUAACUCAAAGCUUCAAGAAGCAGGGAAUGUUGCAGUCUUAAGAUGCAUUGGACAAAGACCUAUAGAAAUCUUCAACCUAGCAACUAUUAAAAAAUGUGCUGCGCUAGCAAGAAAGAAUAUUGAGUGGGAGUGGGAAAAGGUAAUGGGUGAGUUCAGAAAAUAUUAUUUCUCUAGAUUUGCUGCCCCAAAAAUGCCUGAAAAAAAGACUUGUUAUGAUCUAAGGCGUUCGAGAUUGAUACUGGAUGCAGAGAAGACUAUGUAUAACUGUACAAGAUGUUUGUUUGGCGAAAAUGGGGACCAUUAUGCAGUGACACCGUUUCCUAAUAUUUAUACUGUCCAGGAAUGGGACAUUUUCAACGAGUCAAUAUUGAAGUUUGAUGGGAUCAUGCGCGAUUAUUAUAAUGAGUUAUCAACAACAGAGCAACCAACAACAACAGAGCAACCAACAACAACAGAUUAACCAACACAGUAUUCGUCAGUAAAACCAAUGGAAAUGGAAGAAGAUAUUAUAUUAUGGUCAUGAUGUCCAGCUAACAACUAUGUUAGUCUGAAGUAAGCUAAAAUAUUUAUGUGUGUUGUAUUUUAUUAUUUUGGCAGAAUAAAUUAUUUGAACGGUU
Molecule: messenger RNA, 1632 nt
Organism: Macrosteles quadrilineatus (aster leafhopper)
Lineage: Eukaryota; Metazoa; Arthropoda; Insecta; Hemiptera; Cicadellidae
Exons: 4
Coding region: 9-1475 (488 amino acids)
Source: RefSeq, a predicted model, not a curated record